This is a messenger RNA of Paramuricea clavata, 4002 nucleotides long. NCBI's taxonomy places the organism in Eukaryota, Metazoa, Cnidaria, Anthozoa, Malacalcyonacea, Plexauridae. The record is from the annotation of a GenBank genome assembly.
AUGGAUUUUUACGAGGCAUAUGCAAUAUUCGGUGUAGCUUGGGCGACUGCUGUAGGGAUGUUUUUGAUCACAUUUAUCACAGCAAGUUGCUGCCUAGCUAAGGUUACUUUGCCUUGGUUGGAAAAUAGUUUGAUGUUGCUGUAUGAAACUCGAGUUUAUCCAGAGACGUUGCGGGUUAUGAAAAAUGUUUUAAAGGUAGGUUUGGAUUUUUUGGUUAAACUACGCUGACACCCCUAUCCUUAAAGUUAUACUUAUAGUCUCUAUCAGUUCUAAACUGUUCUCCCUUAGUGUUCCAGUCACUUUUUGGUCCAGUGUUAUUAUAUACAGGAAGAAACCUAAACUAAUAAUAUUUAUACUGCAUGGAUAGCUCUGUCAGAUCCAAACUGUUCAUCCGAUCAUCAUCUCUUAUUCUGAUCCAGUGUUACUACAGGAGGAAACCCAAACUAAACUAACUUUAUUUAUACUGGAUAGCUCUAUCAGUUCUAAACUGUUCUUCCUAGAGGUCCAUGCAGUAAGGAUCAUCUCUUAUUGAUCCAGUGUUACUACAGGAGGAAACCUAAACUAAACUAACUUUAUUUAUACUGGAUAGUUCUAUCAGUUCGAAACUGUUCUUCCUAGAGGUCCAGUAAGGAUCAUCUCUUAUUGAUCCAGUGUUACUACAGAAGGAAACCUAAACUAAACUAACUUUAUUUAUACUGGAUAACUCUAUCAGUUCUAAACUGUUCUUCCUAGAGGUCCAGUAACACCCGUCCCACUAAUACACUACAGUGAGGACUUCUCUUCUAAGCCAUGACACAUUUCAUGUACGUAGAUACUACAGCUACAAAGAUUUGUAUAUGAAGAACUUUGCAUGCGCCAUAAUUUAUGUUUGCACCACCAAAUAACGAUUUAUCAUACGCAUCAUGAAAAAUGUGUUCUAGAUAACAUUAACUAAUUUCUCCAUUAAACUGUAAUCAAAGCACUAUAUUGAAUAUUUUAUAAAAGAAAGUUCAACCAUGCAUACAAUCAUAAUAGGUCAUGAUUUUCAAAAUAUUUUUUCUGCUUUGAAAAAGUUUCAGAUGCGUCUCUAUGGAAACACGGGAAAUGAUUUCUAAUUUCAUUUAGAGAUUUAUAUUAAAAAGAGACAUUGGGAAUUAAUAAUGUAGCGUGUUUAUUAAAACUAGACGCCAGAUACUGUAUAAUGCAAAAAUAUUAAAUAGGAAACGUUUGUAAUUGCAUUAUAGAAUCACGCGUAUUUUUCCUUCCCGCGCUCCUAAUCUCCCGAUGAAGAAUUCUGGUGAAGAGCGUUUGCCCAGAAAGCUUUUAAUCUUUUUACCUUUGCAAUUUCGGAUCGAAUUAAUAUGCAGUUGUUUGAUUAUAAUUUCGCCUCACUCAUUUGUCAGAAGAGUGCUUUAAGUUUGACUCCACCAAACAUCGCAAGUUUUCUGUCAUGGCUACUCCAGUUUCUUCCUGUAAACACUGGAGCAACAAGAGAAGGGAUAACAGUUUAGAACUGCAACCAGUAUAAAUAAAGUUAGUUUAGUUUAGGUUUCCUCCUGUAUUAACACUGGAUCAAUAAGAGAUGACCCUUACUGGACCUCUAGGAAGAACAGUUUAGAACUGAUAGAGAUAUCCAGUAUAAAUAAAGUGACUUUGGUUUAGGUUUCCUCCUGUAGUAACACUGGAUCAACAAGAGAUAACCCUUACUGAUUUAUCAAGGAGGACAGUCUAGAACUGAUAGAGCUGUCCCACAGUGUUAUAUAAGUGUAUUACAGAUUUUUCAUAUUCCGUAUAUCUCUCUUCUGUGGCAAUGAUAACAUGUGACUAUUUUCACACCUGUUUUCCAGGUGGCUCCUGUGAUUGUGAUAUGUCUGGGUUGUGCAGGUGGCGCAGGCCAAUACAUAUGUUACUACGUGGAUGGCGCUACACGUUUAGACUUCAAUAACGCGUUACCUCAUUGGCUGGUCAUAGUUUUAAAUAUCGUCAGGUUUACCAGUCUUCUGCACAUGUUUUGUGGUUACUCCUUGUUUUUGAUCGUCCCAGUUUGUGUGAUGAUUGUCUCACAACUUUCAAUGAAAGAAUUCAAAGGUAAUGUAUAAUAUUGAUUCUUCUUGUUCUGCUGUCCCUAAAGUUCAGUAAGGCUCAUCUCUUAUUAGUCCAGUGUCACUACAGGAAACCUAAGCUAAACUAUCUUUAUUAUGUCGGAGGAGGAACAGUUUAGAACUGAUUGAGCUAUAUAUAAAAGCUAUCUUUUACUUGGGGAGACCCAGAGGUGUUUGGUGGAGUCAAACUGCAAGCACUCUUCUCAAAAUAUAUCCAUCUUCCGUUUCAAUUUUCAAAUUAAAAUAAGGUAAAUGUUCUUCAACAAAUGUAUUGAUCAACCUGCAGGUUUUAUGGAUGAAGAGUUUAAGAAAACAAACACAAGUAUGACAUUUGGAACAGCUGUAACGUUGUUUGAAGAACGUGUUAAUUUUAUCAGACAGUCUUCUAAAUCUUGCAUGGUAAGUAACACUCGUACGUUAUUUAUGUUUGGUUGUUUUAUCAGUGCGACUUCGUUCUGAAGGUUUGCUUAUUUGGGAAACAUGUCAAAACAUGGCUUAGCGAGACUUGCUAUAGGAACAUUUGAAGAUUCAGUGUUUUCUCCAAUGUAUACCGUUUGUCUACCAUUGGAAACAUGGUUGUAAAAACAAAAUUUCCUUUCCGAGGAAAUGUCUCUUAACAAAUUCCUGGUUAUCCCACCCACGGUUCACCGUUUCUAGGAAACAAUGUUUCCGCGCAAAAACAUGUUCUACUUUUCCCUGAUAGUGCAUAUUGCUUUGUGACUAAACAAAUAUUCUUAAUUUCAGGAAACAAUAUCUUAGACAUUGCAUGAUUAGACAUUCAUUACUUCUAAUUACCUCAACAGAUGCACAUUAAAUUAUACGGAAAAAUAAAAUCCUUUUAUUAAUAAUUCAAUAGGUAAAAAUUAGAAGGAUUUAAAGUUUUCCGACGUUUCAAAAUUCUUCAGUAACUCCAGACGAAGUGCCUUCGCUCGAAACGUCGAAAUUCCUGGCUUAUAUAUUUUCAGGUAGUUGAUCCCUACCAACGAAAGCUUAGGAAAGCAGCCUUUAAUAUAACAUGGAUUAUUCAUUCAUUUAUUCACAGAUGAUGUUAAUAAUUCUGGUUGUGUCAUCUACACUGUCCUUCACUCUGAACGUCUACAACUUUCUGUUUGUCCGACGUCUUGCAAUAUAUUUCUGGUUUGCUGUCCUGCCUCUACUCUGGAUCGCUAUACCGUUAGCAGUCGCGGCCUGGGCUACAGACACCUACCAAACAUUUGCUGGAGUUGUACUCAAGAAUUGGGCCCAGACUUCCGGAGAUGCAGGUGAAAUUUCAGUGCAAGGACUGGUGACAAAUGACGUCGCACUGGAAGUGACUUGCAUCACGUGCCGCAGUUCGGCACGUUCAAAGGGCUCACAACGCAAGAAAAACACCGGUAUUCAGUACGCAAAACGAAAAUUCCGAAAAAAUUUGCGAAACGUGAUACGGCCAUUGCAGAUCAAAUCCUGUCCACAGAAUGGCAAUACCAAUGUUGCUUUUCACACACGGGGAAAUAAACAGAAUGGUUUUACAUUACAACACGGGUUGACUAGAGAUAUCACGAAACUGCCUAGUGUUGAAAUGUUUGAGCCUGUAGUUAUUGGCCAACAAAUUGGUCAGCGUGCACCUGAGCCCGCAAUAGUUGAACAACCAAUAGGUCAGCGGACGCCCGUGUCCGCAGGACAAUUAAUUGGCCAGCGGACAAUAAACGAAGCUGUCAUUACUUCAUGUGAUUAUUCACAGAGUAUGCCAGUAAGGUUUGAUUUUGAGCGGUAUAUUAUAUACCUGCAAUGUUUGUUGCCUGACGUUGGAUUCUCGGUUGGGGGAUGUCUUGUAACGUGGGAUAAAGUGUUUGGCCUGGCUGUAUUUAUGACUUCUUUAGCGGCCGUGUUUAUUCAAGAAGUUCUGUUUGGAAGUAGAAAGAAUACUAUUAGUCGACCAUGA